This is a messenger RNA of Anastrepha ludens (Mexican fruit fly), 868 nucleotides long. Its product is annotated as adult-specific cuticular protein ACP-20-like. The coding region runs from base 247 to 765 and encodes 172 amino acids. Lineage: Eukaryota; Metazoa; Arthropoda; Insecta; Diptera; Tephritidae. The transcript has 2 exons. Gene Ontology annotation, cellular component: extracellular matrix. The record is from RefSeq and is a predicted model, not a curated record.
GUUAAAUAGUUAGUGAUCUAAAUGCAGCAAAACACAACCCUGCUUUUCCUAGUAAUAAUUUAAAUUAAGAUAUUUCAUCGUGUCGGAUACACUUAAUUAAUUGAGGGAAAUCAAUACUACCUACUUAUCGGGAAUUUCCAUAUCGCUGUGGUAUAAAUAGAUAUUGCAGAUGCAGAGCUGGUAUCAGUUAAGCGUUGGAAUUCAAAAGAGCUACAAGCAGCAGGAAAUAAUUUAUAUUAAACUAAAAUGCAGAUCCUCCCAAGUAUCGUCGUCAUGGCAGUAGCACUCUCCGGAGUUACAUUUGCAGGAUAUGUUCCACAUGGGCAUGCUUCCAGCUACGCCACAUUAGUGCAACACAACCAUGCUGCUCACGGGUAUGCCGGUCACGAUGAUUCCCUGCAAUACGCCGGAGAUGGUCAAGGUCACUAUGAUCACCAUUACGAACACCAUGAACCUCAUCACUAUCCCAAAUACGAAUUCGAUUAUGGAGUAAAGGACGCACAUACUGGUGAUCAUAAAAGCCAAUGGGAGCAACGCGAUGGUGAUCAUGUCAAGGGCGGAUAUACUCUGGAUGAAGCUGAUGGCACCACACGCGUUGUGGAAUACACUGCCGACGAUCACAACGGCUUCAACGCCGUUGUGAAGAAAAUCGGUCAUGCCCAACACCCUCCGGUAUACCAUCAUGGGGACAAUUAUCACGGCGGAUAUAGCUACGAUAAUGGCCAUCACGGCGAUAGUUAUGUGGAAAUCAAACAACAUCACUAAAUGAAAGAAAUGAUUUAAACGGAAGAACUGGUGAAUACCAACUAAAAAAUCGAGGGGAUAUCAUCAUAGAACCAAAGAACUUUGAAAUAUAUUUGUUAUUUAA